UAGGACGCUUCAGUUGGAAGAGGAGAGGAGAGCGCAGCGCUCCACGCUCUCUUCAUUUAUCCUCCACUUGUGCUGCUGCGCUCCACACCGAGCCCGCAGCUUUCUGCACCAUCCAUCUUUAUUUCUUCUAUGAACCCAUGAGACACGAUCAAGAUAAAUAUGACAUAAUUAAAGUCGCGGCUCGCUGCGUACGGAUGGUUUUCAUUCCCCUGUCUCCUGGUGGGUUUCUCUCUUGUCUGUUUCCCUCGCCGAUCAGUCUGUGGAAUGGUCUGCGUUUUCUCCCCUGGGUCGUGUCCACUUCAGCAUGGGAACUGCGGUGUCCAAAAGGAAGAAUCUGAGGAGUGACGCGAUAUCUUCCGUGGCCGCAAAAGUUCGAGCAGCCCGCGCAUUCGGGGAAUACCUGUCCAAUACCAAUCCAGAGAACCGCAACGGAGCAGAUCAUCUAUUGUCUGAUACUUUUCCUGGACAGGACUGCGACUCUCCAGACGUCAGCCGCUUGCAUAACAACAAUCUGCCACCACAGAGCCGCUGUUUGCCUGUAGCUAAGCCCAACCACUCCAACCAGUCCAAUCCCAGUUCUCACCCACAGUCUCAGACUCAGGUCAACACCCUCCAAGCUCCGGCACCCCAGGGCCCCUCCAAACGCCGACUCUCUGUCGAGCGCAGCCUCUCCACAGAGGACCCACCAGGUGUUAAGGGCCCAGAAGGGAGCGUUGUUGUGAAGCCGGCCAGGGUGUAUACAAUCACCAGGGAAGGAGGGAUGACCCUGGGGGGCCGUGGAAGUGAGGAGAGUCUGGAGCUAGAGGUGCUGAAGGGCUCCAGGGAGCAGCCUCUUUCCCAGGCCCCCGUCGCUGCCAACCACAGCGUGUCCUGCACCAGCCAGCCGUCGGCCUCAGCUACCCGGGGCAGCCACCACCGCAGCAGUCAUCACCGCAGCAACCAUCACCAUGCCCACCAGAAUCACGGAGGCCCACCCUCGUCGUCUCAACCACUGCAGAGCUCGGAGAGCGCCAGCAACAUCCGGGACUGGGGGAUGAGGAGAGGGGGAUCACGGGAAGACAACACCCCAGACUGUGUUGGCUGCAUUCGGGCUCCGUGUCAAAGCCAGCGCUCCCUGGACCUGGAUACGUCUCCACGGGAUGGAGGGAAGCAACGCAAGAAACUGGAGAGGAUGUACAGCGAGGAUAGAACAUCUACUGAUGACAGGGAGGACAAUCCUAAUAGCUGGUUCCCCAAAGAGAAUAUGUUCAGCUUUCAGACAGCCACCACCACCAUGCAGGCAAUAUCGGCUUUCCGAGGCAUUGCUGAGAGAAAGAGGCGGAAAAGAGAGCAGGAGGCAGCCACCAUGAUGGAGAGAAACUUCCGCAAACACCUUAGGAUGGUGGGCAGCCGCAGGAUGAAGGUCCAGACCUUCGCCGACCGCCGAGCCAAGAGCUUCAGCCGCUCGUGGAGUGACCCCACCCCUGUGAAGCCUGAGUCACUGCAUGACUCCAGAGACAGUGGCGAGCUUCAGACCUCCUCAGGGACUCUGGAUGAAGGGCUGGACGAGGAUGCCGACUGGGAGGAGGAGAGGGAGAUGGAGAGAGCGGCCUGUGAAGGAGAGGACUUCAUUCCGCCGAAAAUCAUGUUGAUAUCAUCCAAGGUCCCGAAGGCUGAAUAUGUCCCAAACAUCAUCCGUAGGGAUGACCCCUCCAUCAUUCCCAUUCUUUAUGACCAUGAACACGCUACGUUUGACGACAUCCUCGAGGAGAUAGAGAAAAAGCUGACUGCUUACAGGAAAGGCUGUAAAAUCUGGAACAUGCUUAUUUUCUGCCAGGGGGGGCCUGGACAUCUGUACCUGCUGAAGAACAAAGUGGCCACCUUUGCCAAGGUGGAGAAGGAGGAAGACAUGAUCCAGUUCUGGCGGCGGCUCAGCAGGCUGAUGAGUAAGCUGAACCGGGAGCCUAACCUCAUCCACAUCAUGGGAUGCUAUGUGCUGGGGAGCGCUAAUGGAGAAAAGCUUAUCCAGACUCUGAAGCGGCUGAUGAGACCCUCGUCGGUUGAAUUCAAGUCCCCACUAGAGCUGUCAGCGCAGGGCAAAGAGAUGAUCGAGAUGUACUUUGACUUCCGCCUGUUCCGCCUGUGGAAAAGCCGUCAGCACUCCAAGCUGCUGGACUAUGACGACCUCUUGUGACAUCGCCCAGUGUUCUGGCGGCUUGUCGGGCCGGUUGUCACGAGUCUGAGCCUGCUGUUUAACGGUGACAGGGCGUUUGGUUGAAGGGCCUCCCCCUCCUGAGAAGCUCCUGGACCGGCUCUGUGUGGCUGAGCUGAAGCAGCAGCAGCAGCAGCAGCAGCAGCUGUCGGGUCUGUUUUUUUAAGCCCUCCUGGAGUGUCAGGGCGUGGCCCCGUAGAUUCAGCCAGCGGUGUUCUUUUCCUUCCUCACCCAUUUUCACUUUCUGCCUAUUUCUCAGAGAAAAGAGAAAGAAAGGGACAAGAAAAAAGGAGGAGAAGCAAGUGACCCAUCAUCCUAGCCUAAAUGUGUCAAAGAUGCUAGCUAGAGUUAGAUUGCUGAUUUCAGAGGGGAUGUUAGAUGCAAGAAUGACAGUGGAGAACAGGAAGAACUCAUUUCUGAGCUUAGAGACUAACAGAUUUUCUUUCUUUGGCUUAACUUUAGUCAACCUAUCUGCGCUUCUAAGAUGGAGGCUAAUACACAUGGUUGUAUCUUCUUUGUCAGGUGUGGACAUUAUUUACAAGGGAAGUAGAGCUUAUAUGUAAAUAAACAAGUGCUUAAUGGAGCAUUAGAGAAUAGAUUUCCAGCCUCUCUCUCCAUGCUGUCACGUGUAAAUGUAGACAUUGAAGUAGUCUUAUUAAAAAUUAGAGGUCUCUUUAACACCUUUUUUUUUAACACUGCAAAUAAAUGUGUUUCGUACUGACUGUUGUAUUAACUCAGGUUAAAUCCCUUGUUUUCUACAAAGAAUUGUACUACAACAUACUGUAGACCAGAAUUGAAAGCCUUCACACUCCACAUAGAGUCAUCUUCUUCAGAGCAACCGUCAGGGAUGCCGUGUCUUUACUUGUGUGUAGAGGACGGAUCUUUUCUGCAUUUUCAUGGUCAGCUGUAGCCUAUCAGACAGACGUAUCCAUGCAUGACUCAUAACAUUACAGCGCUUGGACCCGCUGAGCCAGCACUAACUAUACUUUAUUGAGCUGUUGAUAGCGGGUGCUAAGCCUUUAUUAUUAUUAUUACUGUUUUUUGUUUUUUUUAAUACUCGUGUGUGUUAGUAUUGCAUGUGUGCCCAUAGUUUCCUUACAUAGUUGCUCUGCAAAGAUGAUGUAGGAGGAAACUAUGACACCAGGCUCUUUACAGUGACUUUAUUAGGCAAAAACACGUAGUGCAUAUGUCAUAACAGCUUACUCACAUAGUCAAAUAGUCUUUUAUCUAAGAAUGAACUUGAAUCACUCAAAGUAGCAAUGGAGGUGUUGAGGCAGUAUUUUCCUUACUUUUGUUCCUCCUCCUCACCACCGAACUCUGAUCUGUCUUUCUGUUAAUAUACUCUUAAAACUUGUGCCCUCACUUUAAUGAUUUUGUCAGUGUGUUGGUGACUCCAAAUGUUAUCCUUGCCAUAAACAUUUCUGGCAUUUGUUGACAUUUUAUAAUGUGAAAUGACAUGUAUUGUGUUGACAUAAACAAGGUGCGCUGCAGCAAUUUGAUGCGCUUCCCUAAAGUUGGAGGACUUAAGCAAGAUGUACUGAAGAAAGGAUGGGUUCAAUCAGAACAGCUGACUUUUAUAUUGUAGUGUUGCUUCAGCAACGCUGGACCCUACAAUUCACAUACUGCAACUCCCUUUAGUCGAUAAACGCCUGUCAAACUUUUGUGAAGCCCAAGCUGAGUAACCCUGGUAACGUCUGACACUGUGUCAUUGUGAGCCAUAUUACACAUCAUACAACUGUUCAUGACAUUAACUGAUCUUUAUGUGUAUGAAAAAUAUUUUCACCAGAGAGGUGUCAGACAGUCUGACACAACACUGUCAGUGUGUAACCCACUGUAGAAGAAAAGUCUAUACUUAUUUGAUGCAUUAUUAUCAUAUUAUCGGCUCAACCUGUAUUUAUUGAAGAGUAAUUCUAUUUUUGUAAAGCAAGCCAUCACCCCAGUGUAUUGGAGAUCCACUAACACUCACACUAAUGUCAGAUAUAUAACUGCAGCAUAAAGUUACUUUUAACCAACGGUAGACUUUUUGUGUUUGUGUGUAGGGGCGCUGUUAUAAAACUGCUUGUGUUAGUGCUUAAUAAAUGUUGCCUCAGAUACGAUGAGCGACGUUUAGAUUGCUGCAGCUCGAGGUUUUGCUGAAGUGGUCAUGUCUUCUAUUAUACACCAUCCUGCCCUCUGCAGAUACGCAGCAAAUGUCCUCAGAAAUAUGACAGAGUGAAGAAAAAGUGAACGCUUUAUUUGCUACUUUCUUCUUCAGUGUUACUUAGACAAAGGUUUAUGAAAGGUUUUCCAUAUAGUACAGUUAUAAAAGAUGGUGUCACUAAUCCAUAUGUGCUUCCUUUGUAUCCAAGCUUCCCCCAGCCUGUUAAUGUGUUUUACGUUGCAACCAUGGAUGACUGAGUCCUUUCACUGUUCUUUGUAUAUUUGCGCCAUGGUGGUUGUGUGUUGUUGCUGCUUCCUGAUCCAUGCAGGUCAAGUGAGUUGGAAGAAGCGUGGAGUAUUUAAAGUAGCUCUUAGCUUGAAGGACACAGAAGAGGAUUCAGAUGCCGACAUUUUUCAUCUUAAUGUGUCCAUGAGGUCAUACGUGCUCCAUAAGGAGAGCCAUGGCUGAACGUGAGACAUGGAGGCACCUGGCAUGUUUCCUCAUCGCUUGAUAUAUAUGUAAAACAUUAAAUCUCAGCGAGGCUAGUCUUAAAACAAGUAUUUUAUAGUGGAACUCCUUUAUAGCCGGGGCAAUAAUCACUGCUACUGCAGGGAGUGUGUCAAAAAAGAGGUUGCGCUGUUUUAUCUGAACAGGUUUAUAGACUGAAGCCCUUUAAGUGCAUGAAAAACAACAAAUGAGCUAUUUUCCUCAUUAGCAUCGUUACCAUUUGCAUUAUCUGCUUCUAGUCAACUACACUGGCUUCAUAUAAGAAACAAAAUAUUGUCUCAUAAUUAUGACUUACUAUCCGAUCAUUACCAGGUUGUGAGAAGAGGUUAAGAUGUCAUCAGUAUCUCACUUCCACUACCUCAGUUAGCCCGCUUUUAUCUCAUCUUUGGUUUGCAAAAUGUGACAUUAAACUAGUCUUCUCUUGUAUGAAUGACCAGAAGUAAACUCUAAUAUUUAAGAGUCUAGAAAUAAUCUAUGAAUUAAACUAAUUUACUGUUAGUUCUGUUUUGUCUUAUUUGACAUUUUUCACACUAAAACUUACUUCCUGUUUUUAGGACACCUACAUGCACCCAACCCUUUGGAUGUACAUAGUGUCUUUAUCUUUGUUCCUCUGCUUGAAAAGCAGCUUUGAAAAGCUCUAAAAAGUAGCACUUUUAAAAUAACAAACUACAUUAAUUGUACAAAAGGAAUUACAACAAAUUUCCAUAACUCCAUAACUUUUUUUUAAUAUGGUACUGUAUCUUGUAAGUAUGGGAGAGUUUUCUCAUGGAAUCUCAUAAUUAAGAAAGAAUGAGUCAUAAUUUUAAGCUGUAAUAGUUGAAAUAAGGUCUCUCAUAUAUGUUUGCUUUGCCGAAUACAUUCCUCUUCUCCAUUUACUGUGACUAUUGUGAGUGCUUAUGUUGUCACCUGUGCUUAUUCAUACAUGUUGCUGCAUAGUUAUGCCACCAAGUAGCAUGGGUCACGGAUCAUUUGAUGUAACCACUGUAACAAGGCCUUGUUAUUUUCAUGGUCCCACUAGAUAACAAAUCAGUAACAGGUCCCGAAAUGAGUUAGUCCAUGCAGCGUACUUUAAAUUCUCAAAGGAUUUCUGGGUUCUUGAAUUACCUCAACUGCAGAGAGAGAGAGAGGGCUUUAUUUGUAAAAGAUUGCUACACUUAUUUAUUAGCAUUUGUUUCUUAUGUUUUAGUAAAAAGAUCUUGUUUUCUGAACUGCUUGCAGUUUCAUGCCCUUAAUAUAGAAUCAAACCUGCUCUUAUCACAAUAUUUUACAUUUUUACUGAACAGAAAUUUUGUUUAAUAUUGAACUACAGUAGUGUCCAAAGCCUCCCAGGUGCUCUGAGGCAUAAACUCCUGCUUUUUUUUAUUUCUUGAAUUUGUUACAUCUGCAAAAAGUGAAAAGUUGAACUGAUGAUAACCUGACAUUGCUCAAAAUCUCAAAACAAACAAACAAACAAAAAAAAAAAUGGUUCUAUUAAUUGAUAUGAAUGCUGUGCCGGAAGUUAGUUUGCCUUCAGGACUUUCUGUCAGAAAGCCUAUAGGAUGUCAAGUGAGGUAGUAAAAAGAGCAACAUAUUCCAUGUGAGGAGGUGGUUGUUUGAAUUAAUGGAUCAAACACAACAUGGACCUCCACCCAGAAAGAACAGGCUAUGAGUCAGCGUUAACCAUUCACAAAAAUCCCUGAUGGCGAACAUCUAGACCAGGUACUCCUUUCACAGUUUUUCACACAACGUGUAACUGCCUAUACUGCCCAGACCCUCUACUAUAAGUUUGGAUCAUUUGAAUUGUUUGAAGUGUUUUAUAUUAACUGUGUACAACCCGGUGGAUUUAGUUCAUUCACAGUAUUGAUACCGACCUCACAGUUAAUGUACCCUCUGUUCAGACAUAGAGCUUUUUAAGGUUCCUUUUGGUCGUAUUUUCUCUCCUGAGUGUUUUUGGAUGUAUCACGUGAGCUUGUCACUGUCUUUUGUGCUCUAUGAUCUCUUUGCUUGAACAUAAGAUCUGACCUUAAUGAGUGUUGUACAUUUUUUGACUUUCUUUAAACACCAUAUUCUUUCCAAAUAUUUAUUCUGUAGCAAUAUACGGUGUGAGAAACAUUCUGUAUGGUUUGUAUGUACACUAUAGAGAAGUGUCCAAGAUGCUGUAUUAGUCUGUAAUACAUUUGGAUUGGACUGAGUAUUGAUUGACAGUGGUGAUGGACAGAAGCAAAGACAGACACUGCAGAGCAGUGUGCUCACCGAUUGGCUCCUUUAUAUUCUGCUGCAGUGCAGUGUGUCUCUACUCAUGCAAGACUCUUCUGCUUUCUCCUCUGCUGUGUGCUGAAGUAAAGGCCAAACCACAGAGCCUAAUCGCACGCCUGCACAGUUCUUGUAAAUGCAUCUUAAGACAGUAUAUUCAAUCUUGUUGCUGUGUUGGAUUUAAUUGCAAACUCAAAACUGGCUCAAGCUUGAUGGAUUUCUAAUGAGUUUUCUGAUCACAACGAAAACAAAGAGCGUCCUUACUGUACUGGAUAUCCAUUAUCUGCCGUCGGGCACAGCAGAUUCUCUUACCUGUCAAGCGGGAGGACAAAGCAUCAGUAGCAACAUGAUGGAAGAGCUCAGUGGAAAACUACUUGUAAGCUGUAUAAUUAGUAGUUAUGUUUUACACGGAAAAAAUACUAUGAUAGGAAAAAGAAAGAGAGACUUCAUCCAGGAACAAGAUCACCUGAUAAAGCUUGGGCUCAAGUUUUGCUUAAAAAGGAGAGAAUAUAUCUUAUUUGGAGAAUCGGUGAUUUCUCUCCUUUAUCAAUUGUGUUUAAAAACAGUGAAUAAAAUAGCGGGAGGUUCAACAGGAAAACAGCUCCAACUGGCAUCAAAUAGGGGACGCUUGAGUCUGGCACAGUUUAAAAGCCAUUUUGGAACCAUUCACUCAUCCACUGAUCUUAAAAUGUGAUGUACAUUAUCAUUAAGGAGCAAUCAAACCUGGUCUUAAUGACAGUAGUGUGAAUUUUGAACUACAGUGUGCACAAUUAAGUUUAAAUAUUACUCUAGGCCUGCUUAAGUGCUCUGAACUAAGUACUUGAAUUGGAAUUCCGAUUUCAUGCUGGUCCCUGAAAGCAACCCCUGCAGUCUUUAUAGCCCACCUGCUAUGUUUAGCAUGAAGGAUCGGUGAUGUUAUGGAAAACUAAAAGAGGAAUCUUAGACUUUGUAAAGUUACAGAGGUAGCUUUAGUCUUUGGAAUGCUGUUCCUAUUUUAAUGAUUUCAUGUUUAAUCCUGAACAGUUAAGCUAACAGACUCCCAGACAAGGGUUGAAGCAAAAAGAAACGUGUUCUUUGUGAUCACUAACUCUAACAAAAUCCAAGGUAUAUAUACUCGCAUCAUCAUUACAUCAAAUCAGGAUUUCCACUUACUUGAUCACUUCCAGUGUUUUUACUUCUGUUUUGGGAUUCACCAACUCUUGAGGUAUAUGUCAAACUCCACUAACGUGGAAUUUAAUGCGCUGUCGCUGCAUUUGUCUCUCUGCCACAAGUCAUGACAUACCUGUCAGCAAAUAUCCGUCACCAAAAAUAACGAGCUGGAGGGGGGGCUGCAGUGUCAUGUGAUCAUACUCUGUGUGUUUCUUGUUAAGGUUAAGAUUUAGUGUGAUUUUAGGGUAAAAAGUAAGCACUGAUGUUCAUACGAGUAAUGGAGGAAGCAGGAGAGCUCAACCUUGGGAGUCAAGGGGAGAGUCAUGCUCUGACAGCUCUGGCAGUCUUUUUUUGGGUGAGGGCAACGAUAAGACAAAAGACAAACGCUGGCACAAAAAGAUAACUCAAAUGUCAACAGGCUCUUUAGCGAGCUGAGUGAUGGGUUAAUAUUAGUGCAAAUCCUUUCCAGUGAAGCUGCCCGAGAAAACACACACAGUUUGACUUGUGGUGCUGGUUCAUUGAAGCAGCUAUUUCCAUUUCCAGAGAGUAUAAUUACACGAAUCAAGAGACUGAUCUCUACCCAGAUACCCUCUCCUGUUCUUUUUCAACUGAAACAGUUUGUCCUGUUGUGACCAGAAGACGGUACAAAUUAAUAUUAAGCAUUGUUGUGCCCUCCCUGUUGCUGCCUCAUUUUUCUUUUCCUUUUCCUUAGUGGAGAUUGCCAGGGCUCAGUUGGCAGCGUGAUUGAGCUUGAUGAGGAUGAUGGAUUGAUGCUGCUUUGAUUGCCCUGACAGUCGAGCCGUGAUUGUAUUUUGGGAAGAGUGAAAAAUAAUGUGUUUGUGUGAUGUCUGUUUCACUUUGCAUCAACUUGUAGGUCAUCUAACUGAGCAUUACUUUUUUUAAUAGAUUUUAUAGACAGUAGAGACUGUAGGGGUGAUUUUAUAAUAAGGCUCCAAAAACAGACUCAUCACGUGUCUUGAUAGAGAAAAAUGUGUGUUUUAUGAAAGGUAUAAUAGCAAAUAACAUUACUAUAUAUCUGGUGAUUUUGAUAAUAGUAAAAGUUAAAACUAUGUCUGGGUAGCUUCCCUAAGCUUUUGGGUUCUUCCUUAGAAUAGAUAUUAUAGAUGGAGCUUUAAUCCAAGGUGGAAAGUUGUUGUAUCUGAACUAAUAGCAAAGAAAUGUUGUUACACUACACAAUGUUGGUAAUAACCUGUGAGAAAAAAAAAUGUUUAUAAUGAUUUUUUUUUUGCAGUAAACCAUAGUCCUACACAG
Mugil cephalus (flathead mullet) is the source of this 9491-nucleotide messenger RNA. RefSeq names its product NMDA receptor synaptonuclear signaling and neuronal migration factor b (gene nsmfb). Gene Ontology annotation, cellular component: nucleus; cytoplasm. The transcript is spliced from 16 exons. Gene Ontology annotation, biological process: positive regulation of neuron migration; regulation of neuronal synaptic plasticity. Lineage: Eukaryota; Metazoa; Chordata; Actinopteri; Mugiliformes; Mugilidae. The coding region runs from base 305 to 2173 and encodes 622 amino acids. The record is from RefSeq and is a predicted model, not a curated record.